AUGCUGGAUGCCCAAGGGGUGUCCUCACUCUACAAGGCACAGGUGCGUCCCGUUAUGGAGUACGUAACCCUCACCUGGUCCUCCUGCCCCCCCUCGUACCUCACCGGCCUAGAAAGGGUUCAGGCCAGAGCCCAGAGGUUGGUGAGGGUCUGCACGCGGGGCCACGCACCAGACACCUUCCAGCCAUUGCAGCACAGGCGGGAUGUGGCGGGGCUUUGUGUUAUGUUCAAAGGUCAGGCACUGCACACCCCUCACCUCGCUACUCUGCGCUUCCCUGGACCGCCGGCCCCUACUCAAGCUACGCGGUCGGCAGAAAACUCUGAGCACCCACACACGGUGGCUGUACCGUUCAGCAGGACUGAGCAUAAUAUACGCUCCUUCCUGCCACGGUACAGUCGCCUAUGGAACCAGAUGGUGCUCAGCACGGACCUGCACCGCUCCACCUCCCUGCACAUCUUCAAGUGCCGAGCGAACGAGUGGCUCGCCGACCAGCAGUAG
Portunus trituberculatus (swimming crab) is the source of this 498-nucleotide messenger RNA. RefSeq lists its product as uncharacterized. The record is from RefSeq and is a predicted model, not a curated record. NCBI's taxonomy places the organism in Eukaryota, Metazoa, Arthropoda, Malacostraca, Decapoda, Portunidae. The transcript has a single exon. The coding region runs from base 1 to 498 and encodes 165 amino acids.